GUCGCCUGAAACCGCGUGAGUUUUUUUAGUUGAUGAUUUUACAGAAUAAAAUCUGUUUAAUUUAGUUUGUUGAAUGCAGUAAACUUUAACAGUUUCGUAGUGAACUGCAGUUUCGACUUUGCUGUGACUUUGAGCAAAAAUAACGCCUCAGGGGAGGUAAUUCAUCAACAAAAUGGGAAUCGAUGAAAAUCUAUGGGAUACCGGCAACAAGAAUUAUAAAAAAGUUCAAAAAAAUUUAGAAGACAAAUGGAAGUUAGUUCCGGCAUUCCUGCAGGUUAAGGGCCUUGUGAAACAGCAUAUUGACUCGUUCAACUAUUUCAUCAAUGUAGACAUUAAAAACAUCGUGCGAGCCAAUGAUGAAGUGAAAAGUGAUGCCGACCCUUGUUUCUACUUGAAGUAUAUUAACGUUAAUAUUGGAAUACCGGAUGUUGAGGAAGGUUUCAACAACACCAAAACGACAACCCCUCACGAAUGUCGAUUGCGUGAUAUGACCUAUGCUGCACCUAUUACGGUAGACAUUGAAUAUACCAGAGGCACGCAGCGGGUUGUUCGAAAUAAUUUACUUAUUGGUCGGAUGCCUAUCAUGCUAAGAUCAUCGAACUGCGUCUUAACAGGUAAAUCGGAAUUCGAGCUGUCAAAAGUUAAUGAAUGUCCAAUGGAUCCGGGUGGUUAUUUUGUGAUUCGUGGCACAGAAAAAGUAAUUCUCAUUCAGGAGCAAAUCUCCUGGAACAAAAUGAUCACGGAAGACUAUAACAAUGUGAUCCAGUGUCAGGUCACCAGUUCUACUCAUGAGAAAAAAUCUCGAACAAUUCUACUCUCAAAACAGGGCAAGUACUAUUUGAAGCAUAAUUCGAUGACCGAAGAGAUUCCGGUUGCCAUCAUCUUUAAGGCGAUGGGUAUUUCCUCCGAUCAGGAAAUAAUGCAACUGGUGGGAAUCGAUACGGAAACGCAGAAACGAUUUGCUCCCUCGCUACUGGAAACGGCUAACCACAAGGUUUACACCCAGCAGCGAGCACUCGAAUACAUGGGAUCGAAGCUGAUAGCAAAACGGUUCACCACGGCAGCCACGAAAUACAAGACCACGGCCGACGAGGCGAGGGAUUUACUGGCAACGACCAUACUAGCACACGUCCCGGUGCCGAACUAUAAUUUCCAGGUGAAAGCGAUUUACGUCGCUCUGAUGGUACGACGUGUGAUGGCUGCCGAACUGGACAAAUCGGCAGUUGAUGAUCGGGAUUACUACGGCAACAAACGGCUGGAAUUGGCUGGAUCAUUGCUUUCAUUGAUGUUCGAAGAUUUGUUCAAACGCUUCAACUGGGAGCUGAAAAUGAUUGCGGACAAAAACAUUCCAAAAAUCAAAGCUGCUCAAUUCGAUAUUGUAAAGCAUAUGAGAGCAGCUUUGAUCUCGACUGGACUGGAAACCGCGAUCUCAACGGGAAAUUGGACCAUCAAACGGUUCAAGAUGGAACGCGCUGGUGUCACGCAGGUGCUUUCCCGAUUGAGUUAUAUAUCUGCGCUGGGUAUGAUGACCCGUGUCAACUCGCAGUUCGAGAAGACUAGAAAAGUAUCCGGCCCUCGUUCGCUGCAGCCCAGCCAAUGGGGAAUGCUUUGUCCUUCCGAUACACCCGAAGGUGAGGCCUGUGGUUUGGUGAAGAAUUUAGCUCUGAUGACGCACAUUACAACGGAGGUCGAUGAGGAACCGGUUAUCCGUUUGGCGUACAACUCCGGUGUAGAGGACAUACGUUUGUUGGGAGGAGAGACAAUUAAUAAUCCGAAGGUUUUCAUGGUAUUCAUCAACGGUAACAUUCUGGGUGUUACCAUCGGGUACAAGAGAUUAGUGGAGGUGUUCCGUAUGAUGCGAAGGAAGGGACUGAUCGGCUCGUUCGUGUCAAUUCAUACAUCUUUUUCACAACGUUGCGUUUAUAUACACACCGACGGCGGACGGCUAUGCAGACCUUACAUUAUCGUUCAAAAGGGACGAUCAUUGGUUCAGCAAGAUCAUAUCGAACAGAUGAAGGUUGGCUUAAGAAAGUUUGACGAUUUUCUACAUGAUGGAUUGAUUGAGUAUCUGGAUGUUAACGAGGAAAAUGACUCGUUUAUUGCUUAUCAAGAAUCGGAUAUCGAUCCGGAAAAGACGACUCACUUGGAAAUUGAACCAUUCACACUGCUGGGCGUUUGUGCUGGCUUGGUUCCGUAUCCACAUCACAAUCAGAGCCCUCGAAAUACGUACCAAUGUGCUAUGGGUAAACAGGCUAUGGGCAUCAUUGGUUACAAUCAGAAAAAUCGCAUCGAUACUUUAAUGUACAACAUUGUUUACCCACAGACACCAAUGGUGCGGUCAAGGACGAUCGAAUUAACCAACUUUGACAAGCUUCCGGCAGGGCAAAAUGCAACGGUUGCUGUUAUGAGUUAUUCGGGUUAUGACAUAGAAGAUGCCUUGAUUCUUAACAAAGCCUCAAUCGAUCGUGGCUACGGUCGCUGUUUGGUGUACAAAAACAGCAAAUGCACCAUCAAACGCUACAGCAAUCAAACAUUUGAUCGCAUCAUGGGCCCGAUGAAAGAUUCGCUUACUAAUAAAAUAAUUUUCAAACACGAGUGUCUGGACACUGAUGGCAUUAUAUCUCCGGGAGAGAAGGUUGUGUCCAAGCAAACUAUGAUCAAUAAGGAAAUGCCGGCAAUGAAAUCGAUCAAUCCAAUCGAACAGAAGGAAGCUGGCCAGCAACCGAUCGCGUACAGCUCUGUUCCGAUCUCCUAUAAAGGAACUGAACCAAGCUACAUCGAGAAAGUUAUGGUUUCGACCAACAACGAGGAAGAAUUUCUUGUCAAAAUACUGCUUCGUCAAACCCGUCGUCCGGAAAUCGGUGACAAAUUUAGCUCACGACAUGGACAGAAAGGUGUCACCGGUUUGAUCGUUGAACAGGAAGACCUGCCGUUCAACGAUUACGGAAUGUCCCCCGAUAUGGUAAUGAACCCGCAUGGUUUCCCGUCUCGUAUGACGGUUGGUAAAACCUUGGAACUUCUUGGCAGCAAAGCUGGUGUUUUGGAAGGAAAAUUCCACUACGGCACCGCAUUCGGUGGAUCAAAAUGUCAGGAUUUACAGGACGAACUUUUCAAGAACGGUUUCAAUCAUCUCGGAAAGGAUGUAUUUUAUUCCGGGAUCACCGGAGAACCACUGGAAGUUUACAUUUAUUCUGGUCCAGUGUACUAUCAAAAACUGAAGCAUAUGGUUCAGGAUAAGAUGCACGCUCGAGCACGUGGUCCACGUGCGGUUCUAACGCGCCAACCCACACAGGGUCGUAGUCGCGAAGGAGGUCUACGUCUCGGUGAAAUGGAGCGUGAUUGCUUGAUAUCGUACGGUGCUUCGAUGUUGAUUAUGGAGCGUCUGAUGAUAUCUUCCGACGCAUUCGAUGUGGACGUGUGCAACGUUUGUGGCAGACUGGCAUAUUCUUCGUGGUGCCACAAUUGCCGGUCGUCUGCUAGCGUCUCGAAAAUCUCUAUGCCCUACGCAUGCAAGCUACUUUUUCAAGAACUCACCAGUAUGAACAUUGUUCCUAGACUGAAGUUGCAGAACUAUUAAAGUGAUAAUUUCCGUGUUAAAUUCGAAAUUAAAAUUAUAAUAUUUAAA
Messenger RNA from Malaya genurostris, 3625 nucleotides. It is a transcript of the gene RpIII128, whose product is annotated as DNA-directed RNA polymerase III subunit RPC2. The transcript is spliced from 3 exons. Lineage: Eukaryota; Metazoa; Arthropoda; Insecta; Diptera; Culicidae. The coding region runs from base 173 to 3577 and encodes 1134 amino acids. Gene Ontology annotation, molecular function: DNA-directed RNA polymerase activity; ribonucleoside binding; DNA binding. The record is from RefSeq and is a predicted model, not a curated record. Gene Ontology annotation, biological process: DNA-templated transcription. Gene Ontology annotation, cellular component: RNA polymerase III complex.